Molecule: messenger RNA, 4303 nt
Organism: Branchiostoma floridae (Florida lancelet)
Lineage: Eukaryota; Metazoa; Chordata; Leptocardii; Amphioxiformes; Branchiostomatidae
Exons: 9
Coding region: 1465-3138 (557 amino acids)
Source: RefSeq, a predicted model, not a curated record
CUACUUUGUUAUCACAACGGUAAUCAGUUAACUCUGAAAUUCAACAAAUGAAUGUUGUCCCUUUUGGACAACUGAUUCAGUCCUAACAUCCUGCUCCCUUCGUCAACACUCCAUAAAUAUAGCAGAUGCCAAGGAAAUACAAUGAGUAACCUAGAACGGAGGUCACGGUCGCCAAGAAAUGAAAAGAUCGCUAUCUGUGACAUGUGUGGCAGCUGUUUGUUCAUAUCAAGAUAGCGUUCCUUCGUUUUGAAUCACACAGGGCCAGCUAUUCACCGCUGUCAGUCAGGGGAAGAACUUCGUGUAUUCAUUCCAAGUGGAAACACUGCAGAAUACAGUAUCAAUGGUCUCAGUGUCCUACUAGGGAGUCAUGAUGAAGAAGCGACAUAUGUCCUUGGCCUGUCUUCAAUCAUUCCUGUUGGCCUGAGUCUGUCCGGGUUCCCCCCAAACAUUGGCCCGGCAGGGACAGUGACCUUCCCCGCUUAUCAUAACAUUCCAAACCUGUCUGAAAUCCAAUAGAGACUUUGCGACAAGGAUUAAUAGCGGCAGGGUAUGAAAAAUUUUACAGGGAAAAUUGAGAAGAAAAGAAGAGAAUUCAAUGACAAGACUUUGGGUAUUACUAGAUGUUUAUUACCUUCAUAGACUUGCAGAGGUAACAAAAAUGGUGUGAUUUAAAAAAACAACAACUUUGUUUUCCAUUGAAGUUGGCAUGAACAAUUGAAUUUUAUACCUAUCCAUCAUGUAACCACUGGUGCACGGCGAUGGCAGAAAGCAAGACUAACACAACACUGGAUACUUAGCUAAGACUAUAAGCAUGUACACCUGUAUGACUGCCUUGUCUUCUGUAAACACAAGCAGUCUUGCUCUGAUUGGCGGUAUUAAAGUCUUAAGAGUUUAUAAGGAUCAUUUUCAGGUAGGCACAACUGGAAGUAACACCUUUCUAGUUCUGUUUGUGCAAGUCCUUACCUUGUUUACCAGGUAGAUCUGGGGCUUUGUUUAUGGCUUCUGAGUCAAGCCCUCAGGGCUGGUGGUUUGGAAUGGUGCCAAGUUAUUUGCUGUGGGUCUUCUUAGGGCAGCACCUUCCUAUAGUCACUGGUUUGGAGAGUGCAACAGACUUGACUACAGCCAAAAGUUUUACAUAACACUGGGCAUGUGAAUGCAAACUUCUGCAUUGUCAGACAAACUUAAUCUAUAUGUAGUAAGUACACUUCCCCAUGGAUCUAUGUCUAGGAUAGGAUCAGCUGCCUGGGGCUAAUUCCCACGCUGCAGUAGUUCACCUAUCUCCACCAUUUCAGCUGGGCUUGCUAGAUUUUCCCUACCCUGUUGUUUUGAGAAGAUCACUCAACUGGAGAAAGUAGCAACAAGUUUUUGGUAGUUCAGCACAGCCAGGGGUGCUGGCAGGUAUUUCUGAAAGCUGAUAACUUCUGCCCAUGUUUCAGGGUAUGACAAUAGAAACCAGGUGUAACAAUGGAUCCUGGUGGUGUGCAACCCAGGCCUGAUUCCGCCCUCUCUGAAAGAUACACGUACAUGUCCAAACUCAAGGACAAGCCCAAAGAGAUGCCACUCGAGAGCAACCCCCCUACGUACGAAGAACACGUGAAGCGUCGUACUGAUCAGAGCACCCCCUCGCCCACCAACACUUCCCUCUCGCUGGGCCAGGGGGCACCAGAGGGAAGACUUGUGCUUCAGGAUGACCAACAAAACAGGGGUAUUGAGAGUGAGGAGGAGGGAUACCUGAAGCCCACGAGUUCUAGGAAAACUGCAGCCGUGAAACCUGCUCCUAGAGUGGACGGAGGGACGCAGAUGGAGAUGGCUACGCUACAGAAUCUUGCCCAUGCCAGUAGGCCAGAGUAUGGACAGAACCUUGGACAAAAUGCUCUGACUAUUAUUCCUGGACAAGAUGAUAUGAGGGCUGGCCAGUUGCAACCUGUUCCCAUGGGGCUACUGCUUAGAGACAGACAAGGUGUGCCCAACAGCACACCUGCUGCAUCUGACGGACACCUGGUUCUCCGGCAGCCAGGAGACAGGAGAAGUGUGCAAGGUGUGGAGAAUGUAGCCUAUCAUCAGUACGAGGAGCUGCCCAAUAGGGAGGUGGACGUGGGGGGUGUGGUCCUGGGGGUGCGAGGACAUGGAGGGGGGUCUGACGGGCCACAGGAGUCCCCCUACGCACAGAUUGGAGACUUGGACAGGAGUUCAAAGAGAAAGCCCAAUCCUCUGUAUGUAUCAGGCAGACCGGCGCGGCGCAGGAGCAUAGAGAAGGGCUCCAAUGGUUUGUGCAGCAGGUGUCAGGACCAGUGGCGAGGCUACCUCAUCCCUGCUCUACUGUUCCUCUUCUGUGUGGUGGCCUUGCUGCUGGCCUUGCUCGCCCUCACUAAUGCAGUGUCACACCAAGCAGGUGUCGCUGAUCAGGGUGCAGACCCAGGUAGCACAGCUGCACAGACAGGUGACACCUGGAACACCUCAGUGCUGACCACCCAGCUGGCAGCUGCACUGGACAGGAUACAACACCUGGAGAUACAGAACCAACAGCUUGCUGCACAGCUCAGUGUCCUGGACAACCAGACCAUGGUCAGACAAGAUGACUUACAAAAUCAGCUGACUGAGCUGGAAAGGAAGCAGAACACGAGCCUCCAAAACUUGUCAAACGCAGUGGGAAGGCAGAACGGAGUGCUCCAAGCCACAGUACAGCAGAUAUCCACAGUGCAGGACACUCUGCAGACAGAACUCAGCCAGCUGAACUCCAGCGUGAUGGCUGAACUGGACACGGUCAGCAAGAUGGAGGGUCCGCAUGGGUUCAAUGGCAGCCAGGGGGCUCAGGGACCAAGUGGCCCAGUUGGUCCAGCAGGGCCGUCAGGAGUGUCCAGGUUAGACGACUGCGAGUUCUGGGACCACAGCAGUACGUCUGACUUCCUGGGACCUACAGAACUAGACUGGCUCAGGCCUGAAGCAAACCACACCAUGAUGGGUGUCCACUGUGCCACGGAGGGAGGGACUUACACACUCCUGGAGCACAGAGACCAGGGACAGGGGGUGUCGGAGUACAGAUGUGUUUGUUAUGGAGAGGUUACUGACAAAAAUCCAAAUAUUGACUUCCAAAGUCGUAAGUGUACAAUCAACUGGUGGAUGUGUCCCACUACGUAGCAUCACCUGUGUCAUUGCAAGACAGAAACACUUGAUUUACCAAAAUAUGCCUCUCCAGUUCCAGAGCAGGGUUCAGGGGGCCCAAGCCAAAUGGAGCCCAAUCCUAAACCACUUGUUAAUGACAUUAAAAGCUAUCUACUACUAAGAAAGAUGUCCAGGUCCAAAGAAGGAAGUUCUACUGUAGUACCAAGGAUAGUGGCCAGGAAGUCUAAACUUGACCUUGGUCUUCUGAAGACGUACCCACAAACCAAAUAUCAUCAUACUCCAUCCAGACCACAGAUAUCCGGAGCAAGACAGACAGAAAGGCACACACACACACACACACACACACACACACACACACACACACACACAGGAACAAUGCCUCCAUUUUCCGUGCAAGUCUUUAGAACAGUUGGAAGAAUGCUAACCUCAAAUGAUCCUUUCAACUUUCUGUUGUAUUAUUUUGCAGUAAAACAAGUGUCUUUAAAGUUUGAGUACACACUACAAUGAAGCAUUGACUUUGUAUAUAUCAAGAAUAUUGUAACAUUUUAUGAUUUACAAUUAUUAUUACUUGAAUUGCAAUAUGUAAAAAGAUUUCUAGACAGGACAGGCAAAGACAAACUCUUCCACAACAGAUACAAUGCAUGAGAUGUGUUUUUAUUAGGUCUUGAUGUUUUCUCGCCUGUUUGUUGCCAAGAAUUAAAAAAAAAUCACUGCUGGAAAGAGUAUUUCAUUUGCACAGCUAUCAGGGAGAAGUGUUGUUGCAUGUUAACUUGGCAGCCUGACUUACAGUUUGAUGUCAUGGUAUAUAUCAUGGUAUAUAUCAUGCCAAAGAGAAGCUGCAAGCACUGAUACCGGUAAACUAUGUUCUAUCUUACAUGUCAGAAACUGGUAUGUUCAACUAAAUUUCAUAUCCACAAACAUUUAAUGUCAAUCUUUCAAACUGCCAAGAGUUGAAUUUCUCAGAAUAUUGUGAAAAUAUCUGUCCUUAGGGAGAUGGUUACAACCAUUAAAUGUAACUCAAGACAGGCUUUAUUUGUGCUGUGCUGUUGUAGUCUAGUGAACGACGGACUAGGAAAAGACCUUCCCUGUUUAGAUUGAAGAGAAUCUGAGAGACAAAUAGGCUUACACAAUAACCAUUUCUUUCUGAAAGAAUGGCAAAUAUUAAAUAAGAAAUCUUCUU